Messenger RNA from Uloborus diversus, 5149 nucleotides. RefSeq names its product cyclin-dependent kinase 12-like (gene Cdk12). The transcript is spliced from 15 exons. Gene Ontology annotation, biological process: positive regulation of transcription elongation by RNA polymerase II; transcription elongation by RNA polymerase II; protein phosphorylation. Gene Ontology annotation, cellular component: cyclin/CDK positive transcription elongation factor complex; nucleus. The record is from RefSeq and is a predicted model, not a curated record. NCBI's taxonomy places the organism in Eukaryota, Metazoa, Arthropoda, Arachnida, Araneae, Uloboridae. Gene Ontology annotation, molecular function: cyclin binding; RNA polymerase II CTD heptapeptide repeat kinase activity; cyclin-dependent protein serine/threonine kinase activity. The coding region runs from base 503 to 3961 and encodes 1152 amino acids.
ACGGGCAAAAUAACUAUUACUUGGUCGAAAUGGCUUAUGUUUCUUUGAAACAAACGACAUCUUUAAACAUCCAUUCAUAUUAUUAAAUAAUGAACAAAAUACAAUAAAUAAAGAAUAAAGCACUAAGAUUUCAACGAAUAAACUAAAAAAUUAAUAUAUAAUCAAGAGAAUAUACUGUGAAGGGCUAAUCUUGACAUACAGUAUGUAAUCCUCGAUUAACCACGGUACUAUGGAUAAAUAUGAACGUCUUGAUGAAGCUGAUAAUACAUCAGUAUAUGCAUGACGUAUAUAAUUUGUAUAGUAUACUGUGCUACUAACCGAGCAAAAUCUGUUAUAAGUAAUUACAAAAAGGGUGUAGAUUAUUUCGAGCUAAAAUUUCCGCAAGAUAUCAAAUUCAAGAUGGCGGCUAUAUGGUAAGUGGAAUAAUGACGUACGUCGCUUCGCCGACGGAAAUGUAAACAUUGCAGAGGUUCGGGUAUGUAGAACAUUUUAAAAUACUUCUAUGUACAAAUGGAAUGAUAUGCCGAGCUCAGAGGAACUGAGAUCUCGGCAAAGUGGGAAUCGGGAAUCUCCCGGUUCCAGUGCAAAUCGAACUUAUGGCUCUGGAUAUUCAAGAAAGUCAAGGCAUUCUACUCAAGGUGUUAGAAAACAUAAAAAAUCUGCUCACAAAGCUCAUAAGAAGAAACACUUACGACAGGAAAAAGAGAUUCUAAUGCCUAUAAAACCGCUUGUGGAAUAUGACGAUGUGAGUUCAGAUUCUUCUUUUUUUUCGGAGCAAGCAAGUCCCGUCGAGAAAAAACCAUCGCCUGAUUUGCAUGAGACGAGACACGAAAGACAACAUUCUAGUGUUAAAUUAGAUGUAUCAAAGUCUCGGAAAAAGCGAUCAAAAGAACGGCAUGCAAAUGAAAAAAAGGAAAGAAAUAAAGAGGAUUCCAAGCGCUCCGAUCUUAGGAGUACUAGCCAUUCCAGAAAAAAGGAUAAAUCUAAUAAGGAAACUUUUAAGAAAGAGCGUUCUUCUAAUAUUAGGGAUUCCGGACAUUUAAGUCACGUCAGACUUUCUGAACAUCAGGAAUAUGAACGACCGAGAGAUAAAAGUAAGCCGAAAAAGAGGGAUCGAACCCCCGAGACUCCCCGUGCUUACCGAACUCGAACUCCGUCGCCUGUGCGUAGUACUCAAGCCUGGGUGAAUAAAGCAAGGCGACGGUCCCCAGACUCUAGGAGUAAAUUUAAAAAAUUUGUAUCUAAAAGUCCCAGUCCUUAUUCAAGGAACUACAGUGCCUGGUCAAUUAGUAGGAGUAGAAGUAAAAGUCCUAUAGGACGCAAUCGAAGAUUAAGGACUCCAAGCCGAAGCUUUAGUCGAAGCCCUGGUAGGUGGAAGAAUCGCAAUCAGCGAUCUAUGUCUAGGACUAGUACUAAAUCUCGAUCCCGAUCUAGUUCCCCACACAGAAAGCAUUCAAAAAGGAGAAAGAGAAGCCCUAGUUUAUCAAAAUUUGCUUCCAGCCUUGCUUCAGAACUUUGUAAACAUAGACGAGCUAAAAAACUUAAACACCGUGAAUCACUAUUGGUUAGGAGAGAUCCGGAAGUAAAGGAAAUUGAAUCAAAUCCAGAAAAUGGAACUCUUUGUCCUCCAAGCACAGUGGCAGAGUUAUCUGACAAUUCUGUUUCAUCAUCUGCUUUCAAUUCACAAGAAGCACCUCCUCCUCCUCCUGAAACUCAAAUAUUUCCAGAAGUACCAGAUCCAACUAUCGAAGAAUCCAGUGUCUUGUCCAAUAGUCAAACUUCUGAUCUUGUAACUCCUACAGUUAGCCAAGAAAUAAAAUCAGAAGAAACUACGGAAGAAGCUCCCCAAGUACCCAAAUCGCCGGAACCUCCUGUUGAAGCUGAAAAACCGCCUCCACCACCACACCCGAAGCCUCAACCUCCAUUGCCGACAUUACCCCCUCUUCCUCUCCCACCUGUAGGACCAGAUGAUGAAAACUUGGUUGAUGACGAUGAUGAUCUCUCAUCUCCACCUUCUCCUCCUCCAAAGAAACCAACCACUCCACCUAAAAAAGGCAUCAAAGAUCUUCCUUUACCUCCCGGAAUCAACAAAGAGGACAUUAUGUCCCCAGAGCUUGAUGGAGAUAGAUCUCCUACAGAUUUGGGACAUCCGGAACCGGCAGCUACAUUUCAAACAGCUAACAGACAAAUGUACUUUAGAGGCUCAAUUGAAAACCAUGAAUUCAUUCCUAGACACAAGCGGCACUUAAAAAUUUUAAAUAAAGAAAAUGAUGACUGUGAUAGAACACCAAGUUGGGGUGAGAGAUGUGUUGAUGUUUUUGAUAUUGUUUGCCAAAUUGGUGAAGGAACUUAUGGUCAAGUGUACAAAGCCAAAGACAAAGAUACUGGUCAACUUGUUGCUCUAAAAAAAGUUCGUCUUGAAAAUGAAAAGGAAGGAUUUCCAAUUACAGCAGUUCGAGAGAUCAAAAUCUUAAGGCAGUUAAAUCAUCAGAGCAUAGUCAAUUUAAUGGAAAUUGUUACUGAUAAACAAGAUGCAUUAGAUUUUUGCAAAGACAAAGGAGCCUUUUAUCUUGUCUUCGAGUAUAUGGACCAUGAUCUCAUGGGUUUACUGGAAUCUGGCUUGGUAGAGUUUACUGAAAUUCACAUUGCCUCCUUCAUGAAACAACUUCUAGAUGGUUUACGUUACUGUCAUCUUAAGAACUUUUUACAUCGUGAUAUUAAAUGUUCCAACAUCCUUAUGAAUAAUAAGGGCCAAAUCAAGCUUGCAGAUUUUGGUUUGGCUAGAUUGUAUAAUGCUGAUGACAAAACAAGACCUUACACAAAUAAAGUUAUUACACUGUGGUAUCGACCACCUGAAUUACUACUAGGAGAAGAAAGAUAUGGUCCACCUAUUGAUGUUUGGAGCUGUGGGUGUAUUUUAGGGGAACUUUUUACCAAAAAGCCAAUAUUUCAAGCAAACCAAGAGAUGGCUCAACUUGAAGCAAUCAGUCGUAUCUGUGGUACUCCUUGUCCUGCAGUUUGGCCCAAAGUUAUUCAGUUGCCCCAUUGGCACACGUUCAAACCAAAAAAGCAAUAUCGCCGAAAAGUGAGAGAAGAGUUUAUGUUUAUGCCUACUCCAGCUUUAGAUCUUUUGGAUCAAAUGCUUGAGCUUGAUCCAGAUCGUAGAAUUACUGCUGAAAACUCUUUGAAAUGCCAGUGGUUAAAAGACAUCCAUCCAGAAGAAAUGGCACCUCCUAAUCUUCCUUUAAAUCAGGAUUGCCAUGAAAUGUGGUCUAAAAGACGGCGGCGGCAAAUGCUGAAGCAAGAACCAAUUGGCAAUAUGAGCAAUCCUGCAUUUGCUCAGGCAUCAGAAUCAAACCCUCUUCUUAAUUCAGGACUUAUAACCAGUGGAAAGAUUCAAAACUUUUCUGAAAAUCAGACCAAUUGGCCAUCUGAAAUUCAAUCUUCAUGGAACAAAAAAGAUAAAACUGAAGAAAAGUCUGAUACUGAGAAAAAAGGUGAUAUUAAGAGUGAAAAUGAAAACUCAACAAGUCCUGGUGUGCAUUUCCAAAGUAAUUUGAACACCAUUACACAAGCAUAUCAAAAAAAUAAAGACAUAAAUGUGUCACAGUUAGCUGCUUUGUUAAAUAUUCAAAUUGAUGCUAACAAUGAAGCUCUACUGCAAAAUUUGUGUUCUCAACUUUACGCUUCCACAACAACCUUACAGAAAUUACAAGAAACAGGCUCUAUGAAGGAAAGAAUGGCCAUCAAAGGCUUGCCUAACUCUAUGUCUGACAGCUUCAUGUCUGACGGAAGCAAAAAGACUUUUGCUGAUAAAUGCAAUUCCUAUUCAAAGAACUUUGACAAUUCCACAAAUUCUGGAAAAGUUUGUGAAACGUCUGGAGUCAAAGAAGCUCUGUCUAAAGUCUUGCAACAAGCUAUUGCUGCUUCAUCAUCAGAUGAAACACAGAAGAGCAAAUGAUAGCUACUUGAACUGAAAUGCCAUCAAGUCUUUCCAAGGAUCUUCCAGCAUUGACGGAUGUACAUAUUGUCGAAUGUCAGCUGAAUGUCCGGGGUUGGAAUCGCUGGAGUUUGGACUCUGGUAGCUCCGUUUACCCUUCAAAAGAGAGAGAAGAAAAAAAAAAUCUUGAGAAUUCAGCUAGAUUUCUUUGAAUUUAAAAGUGGUAUUUGUUCCAUGCACCAUGAUUUCCUCAUAUUUACUGAAAAUGAAACUAGCUCAUCCAAUAAAAACAUAAGAAAUAAGCAUUUGAAUGAUUUGUAAUUGCUUUAAUACGAAGUUCACAUUUGUCAGACACUGUGCGCUCUCCACUAAAAAAAAAAAAGUUUCUCUCUCCCUCAUGCCCUUUCUAGAAUAUUAGCACCAGUCAAGAUUUACCAUAUUGAUACCUACAACAAACUGGAAUGAUUUCUGAGCAGAUGGCGUUUGCUGGAACGCGAAUAACACACGCUAACAAAAAAAAAAAAAAAAAAAAGCAAUAACAAUGUCAAACCCUGUAUUUAUUUUCAUUUCCGGCAGAGCACAAAAACACCUGAGUACAUAAAAUUAAACGUUACAAAACGUAUUUUUUUAAAAAUUUCAUGCAGUUCGGAUUAAACAUCAAUUUGCAUCAAACUUUGUUGUGAAUGAAUCUUUUAAGAGUUAAAAAAAAACACUAGCGAUCAGCUACUAUUAGUCAUAACCGGGAGAUGGUGAAAGUGGCAUUUAGCGGGAAAGUCCUACCUUUUUGUGACUGACGCCCGACCUUGAAAAUUACCUGAACACGGGGAGAAUUUCUAGGGGGAAAGCCCCCAAAAUCUAAAAACAUGAACUGAAAUUGAAUGCACCGCACUCCAUCCCUCCAGUUACGAGACCAAAAGUGACCCAUAAUCGCAGUUUUAGAAUUUCGAUUUUCCAUGUUGAGGUUCCAAACUCCAUCCCUUCCUCUUAUAUCGUCAAAUAUAGCCUGCAAUUGCGAUUUUAGGAUUUAAAUGUCGAAAAAUUUCCAGGAGAAAGCUUCCAAACCUCGCCCCCUAUUUACCACCAUUAAAGGCGGUCUGAAAUUGCGUUAUCAGAACUUUAAAUAUUACUUUGCGCUCAAGUCAGGACAUAAAACUUAUAGCAUUCAGCAAUUUGGGCGUUAUUUUCAGAAUUUAGUGAGUAUUUUCUUGC